Molecule: messenger RNA, 2749 nt
Organism: Poecilia reticulata (guppy)
Lineage: Eukaryota; Metazoa; Chordata; Actinopteri; Cyprinodontiformes; Poeciliidae
Source: RefSeq, a predicted model, not a curated record
CUAUGUCCCCUGGAGGGUUCCGUAGGUUCCCUUGUGCGCAUGCGCGUCAGAGGAAUUUUCUGCCUGUUCGAAACCAGGGGAGGGAAAGCAGUCAUUUCUUGUUGCCGUCACCAUAACAUCAUGACCGUGUAUGUUCUGUCAGAUGGGUCGGGGCCAGGCUCCCAGGUACCAUCACACCUGACCAGGAUUCCCAUGGCUCUCCUCUGCCCAAACACUAACUACAACAACAAAACAGUCAAGGGUGAAGUGAUUCAUAAAGGGCCGCUUGUGAGGGUAGCAACUGAUGACUUGAUCCUGAAAACCAUCAUUCAUGAGGAAGAUGCCAUGCAGAGUGUCGACUGUCAGAGAAUGUCCAUAAACAUGGUCAUUUUUGGAGCAUUAGCUGAGAGCUUCAGCCACAGAGUCAACCCAGGGGACAUACUCUGGGUCUCUGGCUUCACUGUGGGGAAAUCUCCAACAGUGAAUAAGGACAAGCUCCACCCCUGUAACUUGCUACUGUCAGGAGAUGAUGCAUGCAUCUAUCUCCAGGUUUCCAAGCAGAGACCUCCUGAGCCCAGAUCCCCGCUGGCCAGCAGGGGGAGCUCCUUGACUCCUGCUGAGGACCUCAGGACCCCUAGAGCUCCUAGGUAUACAUACGUGCGGCUGGAUGAGCUGAAGAACAUGGCGGUGGUGAAUGUCUAUGGAGUGGUGGUGUUUUUCAAGCAACCGUUUAAGAGCCGUGGUACAGAUUACUGCUCCAGCCUGAAGAUCACCGAUCAGUCUGAGCAUAAAAUCGGCUGCACCAUCUUCUGUGAGAAGCUGGAGGACCACCCCAGAAUCUUUCAGACUGGAGACAUUGUCCGUAUGCACAGAGUCAAGGUACAUUUAUACAACAACUCCCUCACAUUAGUCAACACAUUCGGGUUCUCUGUGGUGACGUUUAGUGGCGCAGUGGGUGGAGGUAUGGAGCCUCGGACAUCUAGUAAAAGCUUGCAGUUGGACGAAGACGACCGGCGCACCAUAGAGGAGCUGAGGGCCUGGGCUGCUUGCCAGGCUCUGCUUUCCUCAGUCUCUGCUGCUGUCCCUCUAUCUGCCGUUCAGCCCAACACCUACUUUGACCUCAUCUGCCAGCUGCUGGCCAAAGCCUCCAUUGACUCCACCUGCACACUGCUCAGAGUCUGGGAUGGGACCAGAUGUCCUCACGCCCUGCUGAAAGUCAUUGUUGAGCCCAACAGCACAGAAGGGCCAUCUUCUUUCUCCAAACACAAAGAGAGCCACAUUGCAAACGUCCUUGUGUACGACAACCACGUGGAGUUUUCCAGACACCUAAAGCCUGGUGCCUUUUUGAGAAUCUAUAACCUCCGAGCAAUCCCAGGAUCCAGUAGAGUGCCGGGCCUCACCAGCAGCCAGCCUGUGGAGCCGGAUCAUCUGGCCUUCCACCUCCAUGGAGGAACAUCAUACGGGAGAGGCAUCCGGCUUCUGCCAGAAAACAGCCCAGAUGUGCAGGAGCUCAGAAGAGCCAUGGAGGCGUUUUUAGACCACCAAGACGAAGAAGUUUCUGAGCUGAACGACUCUGAGCUGCUGGAAGUCUGGAGCACUCCACCAGAGUUUAUAGAUGGCGAUGUGGUGGACUGUAGAACUGAGCGAUGCUGUGACCACCAGCUGCAGCUGGUGACUCUGUCCCAGGUGAAGCAGAGUGCUGGUGGCCAGACUCACCAUGUUCGAGCCCAGAUAGGCUCUUAUGAGCCCCGCCGGCUGCACCGCGCCCUCAAACUCUUCUGCUGCAGCUGUUCAGCAAUUCAGGACGUCCCAGAUGAAGAGCUGCUAGCCGGGAUCUUCUCUGAGGCGACCCGGUGCCCUACGGCCUGUGCUCCUCCUCCAUGGGCGCUGUCUGGACAUGUGGAUCUACCAGGAGACGCCUCAGCAUCCCAACAACACUCUCCCAGUGUCCACCUGUCCACCAAACUCAUGACAGAGGGCAAAACUGAGCAACUCAUCUUCCUCAUGGGGUGCUCUCUGGAGGAGACGCAGCACCUGGCAGCUGCUUACCCCAACGUUGUUCCAGUGGCGCCAUCUGGUGGCCGGCUGGCCCUGAUGGACCUGACCGCACCCUUCCUGUUCAGAGGAACAGACAGACACUACGGGUGUAAGCGGUGCUCUGAGGCUGCAGUGAGGGAGCCGAGUGCUGCAGGAGUGGAGCAGGUCGAUGAGAAGAUGAUAGCAGAGAGUGAGACAUGCUGCACUUCCUCUGACAGCUCAGAGUUUCUGGCCUCCUACUGGAUGGAGGAACUAACUAAACUGUGUUGCUUCUGUCUUCAGGAGCUUUUUUUCAGUGUGGCAGCAACAGAUGUCUCAGCCAAUCAGGAAGCUCAAAACAGCAUUCAUCAGACCAUGGAUACACUCUGUCCAGCAGAGGGCAGCAUAGGUGAGCGGCCAUGGCUCGACCUGUGUCUCAUGGCGUACCGGACAGAGGGCGAGGAGAGGCAGAUCCAGACUUGCUACCAGAUCUGCAAUACUGUGGUGGUCAAACCCUGCUGUAACAGUCCAGACGAUGCACAAUGAAGCACAAUGGACCAGUCUGGACUGGACCGGACCUGAAGCACAGCACCUCACAUUCAAACACAUCAAGUGUUCUGUCUUCUGAGCUGCUUGGUGGGAAAUCUGUUCUUUGCACUGAUGGGAUGCUUUCUGUUUGUUUCCAUCCCAAAGUUUUCUCCACCAUUCACCAUAGUGAUUUAAUGACUUUCUAAAUAAAAGCAUAAUCCGUAAA